Molecule: messenger RNA, 294 nt
Organism: Eurypyga helias (sunbittern)
Lineage: Eukaryota; Metazoa; Chordata; Aves; Eurypygiformes; Eurypygidae
Product: olfactomedin-like protein 2A
Exons: 2
Source: RefSeq, a predicted model, not a curated record
CUGCAGUCUAUGGUGGAUCUGCUGGAGGGAACGCUCUACAGCAUGGACCUGAUGAAGGUGCACUCCUACAUCAGCAAGGUGGUGGCCCAGAUGAACACGCUGGAGGAGACCAUCAAGACCAACCUGAGCAGGGAGAACGACUUCAUGAAGGAGAGCGUCCUGCACCUCACCGACCAGAUGAGACGCUACGAGAACUACUCCGACAUCAUGAUCAGCAUCAAGAAGGAGAUCUCCAACCUGGGCUACCAGCUGCUGCAGAAGGACGCUGCCGCUGUCCCCGAGAGCAAGGCACAG